AACUCGCCGCCGUGUUGCGGGCGGUGGAUCGGGUACGUUGCCGUCUCCUCCGAUGAGACCAGCAAGAGCCUCGGCCGACGAGACAUCGUCAUCACCUUCCGUGGGACCGUCACCAACUCCGAAUGGAUCGCCAACCUCAUGAGCUCUCUAACACCCGCCCGCCUCGAUCCCCACAACCAACGCCCCGACGUCAAGGUGGAAUCUGGGUUCUUGACCCUUUACACCUCAGAAGAGACAAGCAUCAAGUUCGGGCUCGAGAGCUGCCGGGAGCAGCUACUCUCGGAGGUCUCGAGGCUGUUGAACAAGUACAAAAACGAAGAAGUGAGCAUAACAAUGGCAGGGCACAGCAUGGGGAGUGCAUUGGCUGUUCUUCUAGCCUAUGACAUAGCCGAGCUAGGAUUGAACAGAAGAGUGAACAACAAAGAAGUGGUUCCCGUUUCAGUGUUCUCCUUUGGAGGGCCAAGAGUGGGAAAUUCAGGCUUCAAACAAAGAUGUGAGGAAUUGGGAGUCAAAGUUUUGAGAAUUGUGAACGUGAAUGACCCAAUAACCAAGAUGCCAGGAGUUUUAUUCAAUGAAAAUUUUAGGGUUUUUGGAGGGCUCUUGAAUGGAGGUGGAAACAAUAGCUAUGAACAUGUUGGAGUGGAAUUGGUUCUUGAUUUCUUCAACAUGCAAAACCCUUCUUGUGUUCAUGAUUUGGAGACUUACAUAAGCUUGUUGAGGAGUCCAAAAGAGGAAGAACAAGAAGAAGAAAAUGGGAGAAUUAUUAGAAAGAACAACAGUGGUGGGGAUUUCAUCAAUAGGGCUAUGGAGUUUUUUUGCAGUAAUGCUCAGAGCUUGAACAUGUUUCCACGGCGGAAUCAGGGGAGCAAUAGAGUGAGAUACUUGAGCCAAUCACAAAAUUAGGUCACAAAGAGAAUAAAGAUUUUGAGAAAAAAAAUUCAAGAAAUGGGUGUUGA
This is a messenger RNA of Momordica charantia (bitter melon), 956 nucleotides long. Its product is annotated as galactolipase DONGLE, chloroplastic-like. Gene Ontology annotation, biological process: jasmonic acid biosynthetic process. The record is from RefSeq and is a predicted model, not a curated record. NCBI's taxonomy places the organism in Eukaryota, Viridiplantae, Streptophyta, Magnoliopsida, Cucurbitales, Cucurbitaceae. Gene Ontology annotation, cellular component: chloroplast. Gene Ontology annotation, molecular function: glycerophospholipid phospholipase A1 activity.